Messenger RNA from Heterostelium album PN500, 360 nucleotides. RefSeq lists its product as uncharacterized. Bases 1 to 360 code for a protein of 119 amino acids. The transcript is spliced from 4 exons. The record is from RefSeq and is a predicted model, not a curated record. NCBI's taxonomy places the organism in Eukaryota, Evosea, Eumycetozoa, Acytosteliales, Acytosteliaceae.
AUGAGAUUUAGAAUAUUGAUGACAAGUGAGAUGUCUUGUACAGUUGUGGAAUAUACUAAAAUUAUAUUUGUGUUCAGUGAUGAAUUGGUCACUCUUUGGUUCUCCAAUCUCAGUUUCUGCAUAUAUCCAAGGUCAAAGCGCCUAUGCUACGUAACAGCAUAUUCCGGCUGUACUCUCACACCUUCCCCAUCAACCACAAGCUCACUGGUCAUGUCUGUGAGUUCUGUGGUGACACCUUCACUGAUAUUGAACUCUGCAACCCACAUGAGCAUUUCUUCUUCAAAAGCAGGAAUGUUCUUUAUUGUGAACUCUGUUCAUCUUUUAUUCAUAUUUGCUGAACUUGUAGCUGAAAUGAUUUAA